UGUUAUAAGAAAAAACCUGAAUUCAGGUAUAUAGCUACAGUUUAUUUUCUUGCUUCAACUCGAUUCGCAAUUUAAUUAUUACCCCAUGGAUCGCCGGAAAAAAGUCAGUGAGAUAACACCGGCGUCCAAACCUUCGGCGGUGGAAGCACCGCCACCAAUCUCACCUUCAGAAACUUUUACAGUAAACUUGAUAUGCGGACUGAGUUUGGUUCUAACCUUCUGGAUAUCCAACACUGUCUACUCCAUCGAUCUCGUUACCGAUCCUUCUCUCACUCUAUUCCUCAUUUCGAUUAUAGAGCUUCCGAUCGUGAUCCUUCUCUUCAGUCGCUAUCGACAGAAUCGCCAACGAUGCUCGUACCUACGAGCGGUUGGGAGAGGUAUUCUAGGAGUGCCAGUAGGAGCAUUACUAAAUUCAUUAGGAGCUAUUGCUUUGGGGGCGCCGAUUACCUUUCAGUGCUUGCCCAAGACUCUAGCGUGGUCUCUUAUGAUGUCAUUGUUCACAAUAGUUCCAGCAUCAUGUGUUCUUGGUUCAUCAUGGGCCGACUGGAAACGUAUAUUUGCGCAUACUAAGCCAAAUGGAUCUAUUGAGUACCUGAUUUGUUUACAAGCCCAUGGAGCAGUUAUUGGGGGAUGGUUUGGGGCUUGGCCAAUGCCACUUGACUGGGAGAGGCCCUGGCAGGAAUGGCCUAUUUCUGUAAGCUAUGGAACAUUGGCUGGUUACCUAGUGGCAUCGGUUGCAUCAUUAGGCUUUGUUCUUGCUCAUCACAGUAGGUUGCAACAUGUCAAAAAUGAAUGAAGUGCUAAUGUUUGAUUCUGUUAAUUGGUAAGUUAAUAGCAGCAGUCAAUUUUGAUACUUUGUUGAAAUCAUUAUGUAGAUAGAAAAGAGAGAAAAUAUAAGGAAGACUCUUAAUAGUAUUUUGAUAAUGUGAUGAUAUGAAAUUUGCUUAUGGUAAAAUCCAGCUACUUGUCAUUUUAUUAAUUCUAAAAAGGGUCAAGUGCGGGGAGUAAAUUUUUUUACAAGCAAGUACAAAAAAGACUACCAUUCUCAUAGAGCACCUAAUUUACAAGGAAAAAGAAUCAUUGAUCUGUCAUGUGUUUAAGCGCAACUGCAACAACAAGAGAAGAAUAAGAUACUUAUACGACUUGAAGACCACUUUAGGGGAAAGCAUUAGUUAGGAGAAGGUCAUAAACCAUUUUAUCAAAAAUAUAACUUGUUUAUUUAGGAUAUAUCAUGUAAAGACGAUAAGAGCAACUCUUGUGAUAUUAGUUUACUUGUUUAUUUAGGAUAUCUAUAACAAUAUAUAAAGGAAAAACAUUAUUUUGAUGUA
This is a messenger RNA of Vicia villosa (hairy vetch), 1328 nucleotides long. RefSeq lists its product as uncharacterized. Gene Ontology annotation, cellular component: endoplasmic reticulum membrane. Gene Ontology annotation, biological process: GPI anchor biosynthetic process. The record is from RefSeq and is a predicted model, not a curated record. The transcript has 8 exons. Lineage: Eukaryota; Viridiplantae; Streptophyta; Magnoliopsida; Fabales; Fabaceae. Bases 86 to 796 code for a protein of 236 amino acids.